Molecule: messenger RNA, 1638 nt
Organism: Syngnathus acus (greater pipefish)
Lineage: Eukaryota; Metazoa; Chordata; Actinopteri; Syngnathiformes; Syngnathidae
Gene: cln5
Product: CLN5 intracellular trafficking protein
Exons: 4
Coding region: 90-1082 (330 amino acids)
Biological process (GO): lysosome organization
Cellular component (GO): lysosomal membrane; lysosome
Molecular function (GO): hydrolase activity, acting on glycosyl bonds
Source: RefSeq, a predicted model, not a curated record
UUGCGGAAGCCCUGCAUGCUUUCGAAAGAGGGAGGAAUGAGCGACAGAGACUAGUCUCAGUCUUCUUGUCCACGUUUUGAAUUUUGACCAUGCGUCGCUCGGAUAUUCGUGUCUGUUUAUUGGACUUGUUGGUGUUUCUUCACGUCGGCAAUGCGUUCCGGAAUCAAACAUGGCCGGUCCCUUACAGACGCUUCGACCACCGUCCCCAAGUGGACGCUUACUGUCAAGCUCUUUACCCCUUCUGCCCCACCGGAGACCGAGAGGGCCGCAUUCCCCUCAUGAAGGACACUGACGUCAUUUCAGUGUAUCGUCUGCAGACUCCUGUGUGGGAAUUCAAAUAUGGAAACAUACUGGGAAAACUGCACAUCAUGCAUGAUGCAGUUGGCUUCAGCAGUGCAGAGACAGGGGCCAACUACACCAUGGAGUGGUAUGAACUCUUCCAGCUUGGAAACUGCACUUUCCCGCAUCUAAGGCCGGACAUGUUCGCCCCCUUCUGGUGCAACCAGGGCGCUGCGUGCUUCUUUGACGGCAUUGACGAUUUCCACUGGGCGCAGAAUGGCACCUUGGAGAAAAUAGCAGAAAUCAGUGGUGAUCAGUUUAACCAUCUGGCCCAGUGGGUGGUUGACGACAACACGACGGGCAUCUACUACGAGACGUGGACGGUGCUUUCGCACGCGGGUCCCAACGCCACCAUGUGGUUCGAGUCGUACGACUGCUCCCAGUUUGUGCACCGCACUUACCGCAAGCUGAGAACGCUGGGUGCCAAACUAUCCAGCCGCUCUCAGACCAACUACACAAAGAUCUACCUGUACAGUGAGGAGCCCAUCUACCUGGGCAACGACAGCGCCAUAUUUAACCAGCCGGCGCUGAAGAACCUGGCGACAGACAUCCGGGACUUUUACCUCGAUUUCCGACCCCACCAGUCUCUGGCAGAGUUUGCCUUGAGCAUGCUGGAGGCUUACAAGAAGGUGGUGAUUGACAAACGUUUCUACUUCUACUACAACUUUGAGUACUGGAGGCUGCCCAUGAAGCCUCCUUAUGUGCAGAUCCAAUACGAGGAAGUGCCUCUGCCUUCAAACUGACAACUGGGAGACUAAAAAAAAAAUUCUCUCACCUUAUUUUUUUCUCCAUAUUAAAAAUUACAGGGACAAUAGCAAAACUAAAACCUGCAUUGGUUUUAACUCAAAAAACCCUGAUUUAAAGUGCUUGGACCCGCCUCAGAUGAUUAUUUUGACAAAUGUGUUCAUUAUAUGUGCAGAGGAAUGAGGUUCUGAUUGUUUAUUAGCAGUAGAUCACAUGUCCAAAAAUCUUGUACCAAUCUUUAGUUAGGUGAGCCGUAACACAAAGAACAUGUUUAAAUCGACAAUCUGACUUGUCAAAACUCAAAAUUACUGGGUCAACUUGUCAGCAUAGAUUUUUUUCAGACAUUUUAGCAGAUAAUAGCCAACAGAAAAAAAUAAUGUAAACUAUUUAAGAGCACAUUAAAGCUGCUGUCCAAUCAUAGGCUUUUAUCUUCCAUACUUUGCAAUUAGUUGUCCUGAAGGUUUCUCAUUACUAACAGUUAUUAAUGACAAAAGCUUUAUUAUGUUACGCCACCUCAAUGGAAAGAAACCUUCACAGGGUGAAAUAAAAGAAAUA